UUUAGGGGUCAAGCAUCGCUGCAUCAGCAGCACACCUACUGUGUAUUGACGACCUUGCAAAGCGGGAGCAGAGACGCCAUCUGUGACCAAAACUUGCAACCAUCCAAUUUCUGACGAGCAGGAGCAGUGUGCCUGCAGGUCCAUCGGCGGCCAGAUGGUGUCGAUGUCAUCCAAGAAGGUGUGCGUGAUCGGCGCCGGCGUCUCGGGGCUGGCGUCUGCCCGCGAGCUGCUCCGGGAGGGCCACGACGUGACGGUCGUGGAGCAGAGCGGCGGCGUCGGCGGGCAGUGGCUGUACGACCCGAGCACCGACGGCGGCAAACCCCUCGGCGCGGCCGGCGCGCACAGCAGCAUGUACGCCUCCGUCCGGCUCAUCAGCCCGAGGGAGCUCACGGCCUUCUCUGACUUCCCCUUCUUCCCCAACAACGACGGCACUGGCGACGCCCGGCGCUACCCGGGGCACGGCGAGUUGCUGAGGUACAUCAGGGACUUCUGCGACGCGUUCGGGCUCAUGGACGUCGAGCUCAACACCAAGGUCCUGCAUGUCGGCCUGGCCGCGCCGCGCGACGCUGAGGACGGCGGCGUGACGCGCUACGACCGCGAGCGCGACGCAGUCACCACGGAGGAGGUGUUCGACGCCGUGGUCGUGGCUGUCGGCCAGUACACCCAGCCAAGGCUCCCAGUCAUCAACGGCAUGGACAAGUGGAGCAGGAGGCAGCUGCACUCCCACUCGUACCGGGUCCCUGUCUCCUUCCACGGCGAAGUGGUGGUGAUCGUGGGCUUCCAUGAGAGCGGCAAGGACAUCGCUCUGGAGCUCUCCAGGGUGGCGAGGGAGGUCAAGUCCAUGGACGGCGUCGCUCCCGGCGUGGUCAAGGCUGUGUCAAGGCACGACAACCUGCACCUCCACCUCCAGAUCGACUGCCUGUGCGAGGAUGGGCAGGUAAUGUUCGCCGAUGGCUCGUGUGUCGUCGCCGACUCCAUCAUCUACUGCACUGGGUACGACUUCUCGUUCCCGUUCCUGGACACGGGAGGGCUGGUCACCGUCGACGACAACCGCGUCGGCCCGCUGUUCGAGCACACGUUCCCGCCAGCGCUGGCGCCGUCGCUGUCCUUCGUGGGCGUUCCCAGGCUGGUACUGGUUCCGCGGUUCUACGAGGCGCAGGCGAGGUGGGUGGCACAGGUGCUGUCUGGCCGGCGGCCACUACCGUCGUCGGAGGAGAUGAUGCGCGCCGCCAUGGAGUACCACCUCUCCAGGGAGGCGGCCGGCGUGCCCAGGCGCCUCUCGCACACCGUCUUCUUCGACAUGGACUACUGCGACGAGUUUGGGGCCAAGCACUGCGGUUUCCCGCCGCUGGAGGGGUGGAAGAGGGACCUCCUGUCGUCGGCUGUCGCACGCGUCAGGGACGGCGACAUGGAGAGCUACCGUGACACCUACCAUGACAGCGACCUUGUCCUGGAGGGCUUGCGCUCCGAAGGCUGGUGACUGCCUAAUCCAUGUAAGACAAGUAGGUCGGCCAAGGUCAUGAAGACGACGGCUUAGCUAGUCGUAAUAUUUUGGGAAAGUACAGAUGUAACACAUCACAA
Sorghum bicolor (sorghum) is the source of this 1581-nucleotide messenger RNA. RefSeq names its product flavin-containing monooxygenase FMO GS-OX-like 8. Gene Ontology annotation, molecular function: NADP binding; flavin adenine dinucleotide binding; N,N-dimethylaniline monooxygenase activity. Lineage: Eukaryota; Viridiplantae; Streptophyta; Magnoliopsida; Poales; Poaceae. The record is from RefSeq and is a predicted model, not a curated record.